AUGAGCCGUCACACACAAUCCACUUACGGCGACGAGCCGCCUGCCUACUUGGACCACGAAGCGUCAUACCUCUCCGACAACGAGUCACCCACCGGCGGGUCGCGACAGAAUGGCGUGACGAUGCGCCUGCUCCCAACCAGCGGUGAUGUUGACGGGGAUCUGAGUGGCAGCCCUCGAGCGCCCUCGCCAUCGCAGUAUCAGCCAGCCUAUUCUGAUUCUACUCCGACGGGACAAGUUCCUGCAUACGACAAUCGGUAUUACCAUGUUCCCAGCGCAACUUCACCAUCGCGUCCACCAUCCAGCAUUGGGAAUGCCCCCAGCAUCCCAGCACCUACCGCCAGUUUGGCAGAUACAUCGGUUUAUCCGUCGAUUCCCCCACGAACGGGAUCACCUACCCGUCCUUGGAGCCCUGGCCAUGUCCGCCCACCUUCUGUCUCGAGUGUUGGAUACGAGCGCGCCGAUAUCAAUGGUAGCCCACGCCCUGGAACACCCAGUUCAAGAUACGGAGGAAGUCCCAGGAGACCUUUGCCUCCGGCUCCUCUGUUCUCGGGACCGGCACCUUCGUCGGGUGCAGACUCCAGUAUCGACAUUGGUGAUGGACUUACGGGAGCAGACCCGUUCGGUGGGGGUGGCCGGACCAUUAACCACACAUCUCGCGGCAGUGUCCGAUCAUUCAUGAGCGAGUCGACCGUGAUGGGUGAUGAAAAGGACGAAAUGGCCAAAGUCGACUUGGAAGAUGACGACGACGACGAGGUGAGCAUGAUCGAUCCAAAUCUGCACUAUGGACCUGCUCCCGAUAAACAAGGCCGCCGAGGUGUUCGCGCUACUCAGAUGGCCAAGAAGGAGGUUCAGCUCAUCAACGGUGAGCUGAUCCUGGAGUGCAAAAUUCCUACUAUUCUGCAUAGUUUCCUGCCUCGCCGCGAUGAGCGCGAAUUUACUCACAUGCGGUACACGGCCGUGACCUCCGACCCCGAUGAAUUCACAUCUCGGGGUUACAAGCUGCGCCAGCAAAUUGGUAGCACUACUCGUGAGACCGAGCUGUUCAUUUGCGUGACGAUGUACAACGAAGAUGAGAUCGGCUUCACCCGAACUAUGCACGGUAUCAUGCGCAACAUCACCCAUUUUUGUUCGCGUACCAAGUCUCGUACCUGGGGCAAGGACGGAUGGAAGAAAAUUGUGGUGUGUAUUAUUUCCGAUGGUCGGAAAAAGGUGCACCCACGGACCUUGAACGCAUUGGCCGCCCUGGGUGUUUAUCAAGAGGGCAUUGCGAAGAACAUUGUCAACCAGAAGGAAGUGCAAGCCCAUGUGUACGAGUACACAACGCAAGUGUCGCUCGACUCGGACCUGAAAUUUAAGGGUGCCGAGAAGGGUAUCAUGCCUUGUCAGGUUAUCUUCUGUCUGAAGGAGCACAACCAGAAGAAACUCAACUCUCACCGAUGGUUCUUCAAUGCCUUUGGUCGUGCCUUGCAGCCGAAUAUCUGUAUCCUUCUUGAUGUCGGUACGAAGCCUGAGCCAACCGCCUUGUAUCACUUAUGGAAGGCAUUCGACCAAGACUCGAAUGUUGCCGGAGCUGCCGGAGAAAUCAAGGCUGGUAAGGGUAAGGGCAUGCUGGGUCUCCUCAACCCACUCGUUGCCAGUCAGAACUUCGAGUAUAAGAUGUCCAACAUUCUAGACAAGCCCCUGGAGUCUGUUUUCGGUUACAUUACUGUGCUUCCAGGUGCACUGAGUGCCUACCGCUUUUUCGCCCUCCAGAACGACGCCGAUGGUCAUGGCCCACUGAAUCAAUACUUCAAGGGUGAGACACUACACGGCCAGGAUGCGGACGUGUUCACGGCCAACAUGUACCUGGCCGAGGAUCGUAUUCUCUGCUGGGAGCUGGUCGCCAAGCGAGAAGAGAGAUGGGUGCUCAAGUUUGUCAAGAGUGCCGUUGGCGAGACUGAUGUGCCGGAUUCGGUGCCUGAGUUUAUCUCACAGCGUCGUCGUUGGCUGAACGGUGCUUUCUUCGCCGCUGUGUACUCGAUUUUCAAUGCUAAGCAGAUCUGGAAGACGGAUCACUCGCUGGCAAGGAAGAUCUUGUUGCAUAUUGAGUUUGUGUAUCAGUUCUUCAACUUGCUGUUUACUUACUUUGGUCUGGCGAACUUCUAUCUUGCUUUCUACUUCAUCGCAGGUUCGCUCACUGAUAAGAAACUUGAUCCGUUUGGUCACAAUAUGGGCAAGUACAUCUUUAUUGUGCUGCGCUAUGCCUGUGUUUUGGUUAUGUGUCUGCAGUUUAUCAUCUCUCUGGGUAAUCGUCCUCAAGGUGCGAAAAAUAUGUACCUCUCCGGCAUUAUCGUUUACGCCAUCAUCAUGUUCUACACCGUCUUCUGCGCCCUCUACCUGGUCGUCAAAGAGCUCAUGGCACGCGCUGGUGUUGGCGGUGACGAAUUGGACGUCAGUAACUCGCUCCUCGUCAACAUCGUCAUGUCCAUGUUGUCCACGGUCGGCCUUUACUUCUAUACCUCGUUCCUGUACCUUGACCCGUGGCACAUGUUCACCUCGUCCGCGCAAUACUUCUUGCUCCUGCCCAGCUACAUCUGCACGUUGCAGGUAUACGCCUUCUGUAACACGCACGACGUGACAUGGGGUACCAAGGGCGACAACGUCAUCAACACUGACCUCGGUGCUGCUAAGGUCAUCAACGGGUCAACAGUCGUCGUUGAAAUGCCCUCUGAGCAACUCGACAUUGACAGCGGGUACGACGCUGCUCUGCGCAAUCUCCGCGAUCGCCUCGAAGUCCCCGAGACGCCUGCCUCAGAGGCUCAGAUGCAAGAGGACUACUACCGGGCUGUGCGUACAUACAUGGUUUCCGUCUGGAUGGUCGCCAACGUCAUUCUUGGUAUGGCCGUUUCCGAGGUCUACGGCGUGGACUCGGGCGGUACGAACAUCUAUCUGGCUAUCGUCCUGUGGGCCGUUGCUGUCUUGGCCGCUGUGCGUGCCGUCGGCUCAACGAUCUACGCUAUCCUGAACCUCGUCCACAAGAUCGUCGAAGGAAAGACCAAAUUUGAUGCGGGCAAUAUGUCCAACUUUGCCCCCAGUUCUUUCGGUGGGAGCAGUGUUAGUGGGAGCUCGGAAGGCAGUGGUAGUUCAAAGCCUAUCCGGUACAGUGGUGGACCUAGUGUCAAGGACCGCAUUGCAGAGGCUAGAUGGGCCGCUGGCCGGACUUUGGGCAAGGCCAUGUUCUGGCGAAAAUAG
Messenger RNA from Penicillium daleae, 3231 nucleotides. RefSeq names its product chitin synthase class II (gene chsB). The record is from RefSeq and is a predicted model, not a curated record. Gene Ontology annotation, cellular component: cell septum; cell periphery. Bases 1 to 3231 code for a protein of 1076 amino acids. The transcript is spliced from 4 exons. NCBI's taxonomy places the organism in Eukaryota, Fungi, Ascomycota, Eurotiomycetes, Eurotiales, Aspergillaceae. Gene Ontology annotation, molecular function: chitin synthase activity.